Molecule: messenger RNA, 484 nt
Organism: Pterocles gutturalis (yellow-throated sandgrouse)
Lineage: Eukaryota; Metazoa; Chordata; Aves; Pterocliformes; Pteroclidae
Product: CUGBP Elav-like family member 5
Biological process (GO): mRNA splice site recognition; regulation of alternative mRNA splicing, via spliceosome
Cellular component (GO): cytoplasm; nucleus; ribonucleoprotein complex
Molecular function (GO): mRNA binding
Source: RefSeq, a predicted model, not a curated record
CCAACAGCAAAUCAUUUCCAUGCCAGGCGUGUUUUCAACAUUAGGCCGUUUUGUACUUAAGAGUCUUUAUCCUCCUGCUUUGGACGGUAAGCCUCAUAGAAGGUUGAUGUUUCUGUGUUUGCCCCUAGGGGACAGGAAGCUCUUUGUGGGCAUGUUAAAUAAGCAGCAGUCUGAGGAUGACGUGCUCCGUCUCUUUGAACCAUUUGGGGUCAUUGAUGAAUGUACAGUGCUCCGUGGACCUGAUGGUAACAGCAAAGGCUGUGCUUUUGUAAAGUUCUCAUCUCACACAGAGGCUCAGGCAGCAAUCCACGCACUCCAUGGCAGCCAGACAAUGCCCGGAGCCUCCUCCAGUCUAGUGGUGAAGUUUGCUGACACAGAUAAGGAGAGGACCCUGCGUCGUAUGCAGCAAAUGGUGGGGCAGCUGGGGAUAUUCACUCCAUCUCUGACCUUGCCGUUCAGCCCAUACAGCGCCUAUGCGCAGGCU